Pistacia vera is the source of this 1535-nucleotide messenger RNA. Its product is annotated as myosin-binding protein 2-like. The coding region runs from base 186 to 1535 and encodes 449 amino acids. Lineage: Eukaryota; Viridiplantae; Streptophyta; Magnoliopsida; Sapindales; Anacardiaceae. The transcript is spliced from 3 exons. The record is from RefSeq and is a predicted model, not a curated record.
GGUCAUGUUAUAUAGAUGAUGGGAAUGCUGCAAUUGGCCUUGAUCUGGGUGAGAGAACAUGGCAUAAUUUUGAACAAGGUGUAUCAUUUGGGAACAAUAAAGUCAAGGACAAUGAUUCAUCAACUGUUGAAAAGUUCAUAUGCACUGCUCAAGGCAAGUCCAAGAAUGCUGGAAAUGAAGAAAAUAUGAUCAGAAUAUUGAAAGAAGCACUUGAAGAAGAGAAAGCUGCUUGUAUGGCUCUUCAAUUAGAGUUGGAGAAAGAGAGAGCCGCUGCUGCAACUGCUGCAGAUGAAGCCAUGGCCAUGAUUCUGCGUCUUCAAGCUGACAGGGCAUCAAUAGAAAUGGAAGCCAGACAGUAUCAGAGGAUGAUAGAAGAAAAAUGUGAAUAUGAGGAAGAAGAGAUGAACAUAAUGAAAGAUAUCCUUGUUAGGCGGGAGAGGGAGAAUCAUUUUCUGGAGAAAGAAGUUGAAGCAUAUCGACAGAUGAGAUCUUUAGGAAAUGGGCAGUCAGAAGUUGAUUUUAGUCAUUUGACCAGUGAAUGGGGACAAAAGCCUUUACGUUCACUUGAUUCGAAUGAGGAUCUGCUGGAGUUUGAGAAAGGUAAAUCAUUUGAUAAGAACAAAGUUGAAAAGGCCGCAAAUUGGUCUUCAAAUUAUGAAGCUUCAUCUGCUGAGAUGACAUCUGAGGCUGCCCAAAUUUGCCAAAAGAAAAUUCUUUCAUGUUGUGGACAAAAACUUGAGAAAGUUGAGGAAGAUGGAACCGAAGUAUGUGGUAAUCUGCAAUGUCCGAAGCUUGAUGCAGAGCCAAUUGUUUAUGAUGUCCACGUCGUUGACGAUAAAACUGAGCUUCAAAUGGAGGAAAAUGGAAAAGAAGACGGACUAUCGAAUUAUGUGGCUACUGAUUCUGGGGGCUCAAACAGUGAGAUGUUGAGUGAUUGUACAAGUUCAAGAGUUGCAGAAACCAACCAGUUUAAUCAUAGUAGUUUUGAAAUGAAAGAUGGGAUCACAGUGUUGGGUAAUUCACGAAGCAAACUCUUGCCUCCUGACCCAGAUAGGAAUUUUUCAUCUGCAUUCAGUGUUGAAAAGUCAAAAAUUGACAUUGAAGUUGAAUUUCUCAGAGAAAGGCUAAGAAAAGUGCAAGAAGGAAAAGAGAAGUUGACUAUCUCUGCAGAUCAUUGGGAAAUUAUAAAUGCCCAAUUGAAGCUGGUGGAGGAGAUAAUGAAUCAGCUGGGACAGAUGCAGCAGCCUAUGCGACAGGCUUCAUUGCCUCCUUCAUCUUCUAAAUCAAAGACCUAUCUUGUCAAUACUAAUGAAUGCACCAGGUAUGGAGUAGUAACUUUAUUUAACUUUCUGCCCUUAUUGAUGCAAAAUGAAGUGCUUAAAGAUCAUGUAAUUGCAAGUGAUUUAACAGGGAUGUGGGAAUAUGAGGCUUUAUUGACAUCAUAUUUGGUGUUGAAAUUGAUAGUUGCUGAUUUCUCAGGUGAGCUUGAACUUGAAGAAAAGACGCUGUCGAAGUGUGCCUUCGGAGGCCCAUGA